Molecule: messenger RNA, 1547 nt
Organism: Photinus pyralis (common eastern firefly)
Lineage: Eukaryota; Metazoa; Arthropoda; Insecta; Coleoptera; Lampyridae
Exons: 2
Source: RefSeq, a predicted model, not a curated record
UUAGGUCAGUCUAUUCGCAAGUUAGUCGGAAAGAUCAGAUCGGCAAGUGCGGAACGCAAAGCUCGCCAGCAGCAGCAGCGAACGAAAAGGUCACCUUCGCCGUCGUAUAAGCAGGGCCACGUUAUCGAUAACAUACACGAAUCGCAAAACGGCCACCACAUGGAAAACGGCCGACGCGAAAAUUCGCCUGGGCCAGUUCACCGAUACUACCUGGGAGAGGAUCCUUUCGGCGGCAGCAUUUACGGGCGUGAGAAUAAGUACGAUGGGGUAAGACCGGCGCGCUCGACAAGAAAGCAGUACAUACAGCAACCGGAAGAAUAUAGGUCACACAGUACUCUUGGUCGAUUCAGCAAGUCAACAAGUCGCCUAGGCUAUUCAUCAACCCCGGAAAAUCGAAAUUCCCAAACCUUGCCCCGACAUUUGUCAAGACACGAACCGCCCACACGUUUAGAAAAAAACGACCGAUCCAACAGCACAAUCAACGUCUCGUUCAUCAACACAGUUUCCUCCCCAAAUAAGCCCCUAUCAAAUGGAGCACCCGCGAAACCCGUACGAACCUACAAAUCAAAUCUCUCGCGUAGCAAAAGCUUUAACGUCGACUUGGAGUCGCCGUACCGUUCCUCGCACAAAAUGCAGCUCUCCUCACCUUCCGGUUUGAAAAGUCCCGGACUGAUAUCGAGUAUCAGCCGUAGCCAGCGCGAUCUAACCGAAGACGGCAUCGAGUACAAGAGCACAUCCCGUUUUGUAAAAAACGGAGUUAGUGACAAUAAGAGAACGUUCCUAAACGACUUGAAGCAACGCGCCCCCGAACUAUACAAAACUCUGCACGAAGAAGAAAAGCACGAAUCUUGGAGGCACAACGGUACGACCACACGCCAGCACAACGGCGACAUCUACGAGCCGCCCACGCGACUUCGAGACACGCACGUAGUUAAGAAUUUCAAGGAGAGCUUCGCACCGUCACUCACGCCGACAACCAGGGCUAUUAUAAGACGGGGCAGUAACUCGAGCAAUGACUACUCCGAGACGUACCACACCAGUACGCGUAAUGACGACCCACUAAGACCCACAAUUACAAAUACCGUCCAGAGUUUCAGCAAGAAAACGGUACCGUCAAGAGACGGGAGUAGCUUCCAAACCAUCGAAUCGACAGAGACCAAGUCGAUUACCAAGAGCCGAUAUCGCGAUCCGGGCGUCAAACAAAUUUACUCUUACGAUCGGAGGUUAAACAAUUCAUCCGGACCGGUCGUCAUUGAAGUUAGAAAUAAUUAUAAGUAAUUUAAGCCGUUGACUUUAUUUAUUCUACUUUACUAAGUGUACUGACUGAGCUAUUAUACUGUAAUAGAGCGAUUUUGCUGAUUAAUGUAGGUACCUAUGAGUAAAUAUAGAGUUGCGCUUGCAAAAUGUGUAUACUGCCCUAAUUUGAGGUUCAAUUUGUAAAAAUAUGCCUUAUUUUAUUAAUUAGAUUCAUAUGUGUAUGUAUGUAUAAUAAUUUUGCAAUUAGUCUAAUUAAUUGUUUUUUUACUAGCAGUGCCAAAUAAUACAUA